Messenger RNA from Aspergillus bombycis, 1248 nucleotides. RefSeq names its product glutathione-independent formaldehyde dehydrogenase. NCBI's taxonomy places the organism in Eukaryota, Fungi, Ascomycota, Eurotiomycetes, Eurotiales, Aspergillaceae. The transcript is spliced from 9 exons. Bases 1 to 1248 code for a protein of 415 amino acids. Gene Ontology annotation, molecular function: oxidoreductase activity; zinc ion binding. The record is from RefSeq and is a predicted model, not a curated record.
AUGGCCCCAACUACCAUGAAAGCAGUGAAUUAUGUGGGACCGCAUAAGGUCCAGGUCCAAGAGGUCGACAUGCCCAAGCUGGAACAUCCGGACGACAUCAUUGUCAAGGUCACGACGGCUGCUAUUUGCGGCUCUGACCUGCACAUGUAUGAAGGAAGAACUGCCGCAGAGCCAGGCAUCACAUUUGGUCACGAGAACAUGGGAAUUGUCGAGGAACUAGGCGAAGGGGUCACAUUGUUGAAGAAGGGCGAUCGCGUUGUCAUGCCAUUUAAUGUUGCGGAUGGUCGGUGCCGCAACUGUGAUGAAGGCAAAACGGCGUUCUGCACUGGUGUCAACCCCGGGUUUGCAGGCGGCGCUUAUGGUUAUGUGGCUAUGGGCCCGUAUCGCGGAGGCCAGGCUCAGUACAUUCGUGUUCCCUAUGCAGACUUUAAUGCUCUGCUGCUGCCGCCAGGCACGGAGCACGAAGCCGACUUUGUUCUUCUCGCCGAUAUCUUCCCGACAGGUAAGACCCCGACGGUCGCUUCCACACAGAGCCUUUGUAUUAACGAUGGACGAUCAGGUUGGCAUGGUGUCGAGAUAUCCGGCUUCAAGUCAGGAGAAAGCAUUGCUGUGUUCGGUGCUGGCCCCGUGGGUUUGAUGGCAGCUUAUUCAGCCCAAUUACGCGGAGCCUCUCGCGUGUUCGUUGUCGACCGUGUUCCUGAGAGAUUGGCUGUUGCAGAGAAAAUCGGCUGCACGCCAAUUGAUUUCACCAAGGGCGAUGCCGUGGACCAGAUCAUUCGGCUCAAUGGCGGAGAGGUCGACCGCUCCGUGGACGCUGUCGGUUACCAGGCUGUAGACACCAGCGGAUCGAAGGAGAAACCCAACAUUGUGCUUGAGAAUAUGAUCCGUGUCACGAGGGCCUGCGGAGGCAUGGGAAUUCCUGGACUCUACGUGCCAAGUGAUCCAGGUGCAUCUGAUGAAGUCGCCGCGAAGGGGGCGAUUAGUCUCAGUUUUGGAAAGCUUUUCGAGAAGGAAAGUGGUCUCUCUCUUGCCACCGGCCAGUGCAAUGUAAAAGCAUACAAUCGGUACCUCCGAGACUUGAUCAUCGCCGGCAAGGCAAAGCCCAGCUUUGUCGUCUCCCAUGAAAUUAGACUUGACCAUGCGGAAGUUGCGUACGAAAAGUUUGACAAAAGAGAGGACGGCUAUACAAAGGUGCUGAUCCAUCCAAACGGGGGAUUUGAAUCCACGACUGUGGGACAGGUCAGUUAA